This is a messenger RNA of Phytophthora nicotianae INRA-310, 2293 nucleotides long. RefSeq lists its product as hypothetical. Gene Ontology annotation, biological process: cell wall (1->3)-beta-D-glucan biosynthetic process. The record is from RefSeq and is a predicted model, not a curated record. The coding region runs from base 528 to 2120 and encodes 530 amino acids. Gene Ontology annotation, molecular function: 1,3-beta-glucanosyltransferase activity. NCBI's taxonomy places the organism in Eukaryota, Oomycota, Peronosporomycetes, Peronosporales, Peronosporaceae. The transcript is spliced from 2 exons. Gene Ontology annotation, cellular component: cell wall.
UUCCGCACCAGCUGUUCUCUGUUCGCAAGGGGAGAGGUCGCCCAUAGUGAAAACGCCCAUAAGUGAAAAACGGAGCCAACGGCCUGACUGACUAGCUACACUCAUGACCGGACAAAGUCUGCUGCUGCUGGCCGUGCUGGCGGCCGUCGCGCUGCUGCAGCACAUGGUGGCGGGUGCGGCCGUCGACGGCGUGAUCGUUGUGCGUGGCAACAAGCUCUACAACGCCAAAACGGGCGAGCGCUUUUUCAUCAAAGGGGUGCGUUCGAACAGUUUUAAAAUACCCAAAAGGAUAGGAAGGAGCCAGCCGCCACGAUCUAACAGCAAAGCACUGUUCGGCAUUUUAAAAAUGGGGAGACUAUACUGAUGAAUGCUAUGGUUCUUCCUUGUAGCUGACGUACGAGUACGCUGUGAGCGACGACUACUAUGACAAGUACUCGAAGGCUGUGAUCAAGGAGAACCUCACAGGCCUCAAGUAUAACACGCUGCGUCUGUACAACAUUAACCCCGGUUCCUCGUACAAGAAAUUCAUGAACGACAUGGCUGAGCUCGGCGUUUACGUCAUGGUCUCGGCCUCGCCCGACAACGACGCAUACUACGGGAAGUACCGGUACUCGACCAUCACGAAGAAACUGAGCUGCUCGGGUAAAGUAUCCUCCGGUGACGGCGCUAAGACGGUGGACCAGACGGAGACGUGCUACCCGGCGCUGCUGCUUGAGUAUGGCAAGAAGAUUAUUCAGAACUUUGCUCAGUACGACAACACUCUGGGCGUCGUCGUGGCCAACGAAAUUAUGCAGGCUGAUCUCACUGCCGCCUCGUGUGUUAAGGCUUAUGUAGCUGAUCUGAAGAACUGGAUGACAGUCAAUGGCAAGAAGAUUCGAAUUCUGCCGCUCGCUUACGCUGCUGCUGACAGUAGUAACGACGAAGUAAGCAACGCAGACGACUACCACGUGAUGAAGGUCCAGGGUUUACUUUGCGGAGACAAGAUGACCAACGGUAUGAUGUCGGAGAGUAUCGAUAUCUAUCUGAUCAAUGAAUACCGUUGGUGUCCUGAUUCGACGUUCGCAGAGGCAUACCAACGCUACAUCGACAUGGCGCAGGGCAUUCCCAUCGUCGUUGCUUUCGGCGAGUACGGUUGUAAGACUUCUUCGGCUACUCCACGUGACUGGGGAAUGGUUCCGUAUAUGUACCAAGAGCCCUCGAAGACCAAGGAGUUUACAGCCGUUUGGUCUGGAGGUCUGGCUUACUCGUACGGUGAAGCCAAGCUUGCUAAAGACUCGCUGUUCCCGAUGUUCACAGGCGGUAGCACGGAUUUCUUGUCAACGCCCAGUUCGAAGGCGACGACGGAUUACACGAACCUGAAGGCCAUGUUUGCCAAGUACUCCGGCUACACGGAUGACGCAGAGUGGACUGACAGCACCAAGUGCUCGUGGAAGCCUACUGUAGAAACAAAGACACAGUCGACCAACAAGCUGGCAACAAAGUAUGGCUGGAUCGUGAGCAGUUGCUCGGCGAGCAACCUGAAGAUCGCCAGCACAGACUCGUGGACGUGCUCCAGCCGUGAAGGCGUGGUUUGUACGGACGAUGGUGACACGUGUGACGUGGCUUUGAGCAAAGCCGUUGGUACGACCCAGGAGGACAUUUGCGGCACGUAUGAGGUUACUAGCGGUGGUGGCACUUGCGAGACCACGUCUGACUGCGGAGGCAAUGGCCAGUGCAAGGAAUCGAACGGCACCAUGUCGUGCAGCUGUUUGUCGUGCUACACGGGCACGGAUUGCAGUGUCAAGGAUAUUAGCACCUGUGCGACUCUGAGUAGCUCGGACACGGCCCCGCAGAAAAUUUUUGUCGGUAUCGGUGUGUUCCUGGGUGUUAUGGCCGUGGUCUUUAUCGCCCUCGGCGUUGCCGCGGCCAAGAAGAAAGCUGGUAAGUAUUUGAUUGCAUCGUGUUGCAGCGGCAUUGUGAUGUUCUGUUUUCCUGACGUUUUGGUGCUCUCGCUCUUUUUGAUAUUCAGAAACGGACAGAUUGGCGCAGCAGGUGAAGGCUGGAGGCAACACCCAAACGACUGCUGCUUCCCUGUAGAGCGCUUAAUUUGCGAAGGCGCUAGAUCUGCUGUAUUGAGGUGAUUUCAAUGAAGCAUUUGAUGGUUUAUUUUGACAACAACAUUGAUCCCCAAUAAAACCCGGUUAAAUAUCGGACCGAUUCCCGUAGGAUGUGUCGCGUACAGAUCAUAGAUCCUGUAGUUUGUAUUAAUACAGGCUAAUUCCAUGGGAUCAUAGUGAAACCAAGUUUAUUCCCU